Molecule: messenger RNA, 1878 nt
Organism: Eupeodes corollae
Lineage: Eukaryota; Metazoa; Arthropoda; Insecta; Diptera; Syrphidae
Exons: 3
Coding region: 1-1878 (625 amino acids)
Source: RefSeq, a predicted model, not a curated record
AUGGUUUCAGUUUACGUGCAUUUUUUGUGGCUAUUGUGUUUAGUGUUUGUGCCAAUUUAUGGUCACAUUCAACUACCAAAGAAUGAAGAUAAUAAUGAACUCUCUUUGGCUGCAACUGCAGCACAUUUAGCUAGAAAAUAUUUCUGCAAGGAUUCAACAACUGUCGUAUUAAUCGAAAGAAGUACACUCCUAGACACACGAGAUUCUCACAGACUUAUUUAUGAAUAUAUCCUGCAAAAUCUCAAUGAAUCAAUUGCUGUUCAGCUGUUUUCUGGAAAUACCGAUAGUCAACCUUGGGAAUAUCACAUACUCAUUGUUGACAGUGAAGAAGCCUUUUUUAACAUUGCUGCAAGUUUUCCGGAAAACAGUUUCGAUGGUGAAUUUCGAUUUCUGGUAAUUUUAACAAUUUAUUUACCAACCGAUUUUCUUCGAACAAUUGAAGCAAUCUUCGAAUUAUGCAAGGACAAUAACGUGAUAAACGUGAAUGUCCUUCUGAAUCAUGAAAUAAUGGGAGUUUGUAUGUACAGUUAUAAGAUUUUCUCCGAUACCAAGUGCCGUGUUGUUCAGCCUUUUCUACACUUUCGACUUAUCGAUGGUUUUGAUAACCUUGAAGAAGUAUUUCCGAAAAAGCUGUUGAACUUUCACAAAUGCCCGCUCAGAAUAUGUGGCCAGCUGAAUCAUCCAAUGUUGACGUUUGCUGGUAACCAAACGGAUCCCCACACUAACGACGGUAAAUGGAAGAAUCUUAAUGGAAUUGAUGGACAGCUGAUUCGAAUUAUCGCUAAAAGUCUGAAUUUUACUAUUGACAUGUUGCCCUUCUCACAAGAACGAACGUACCUUGAGAACUACACUGGCUUUGGGUGUUAUGCAGAGCUGCUUUCCGGUAAUGCGGAUAUUGCUAUUGGAGGUUUCAGUGGAUCAGAUCCGACAAGAACUUCGCUAACGCCAUCAGUGCUGUAUCACCAUUCGCCGAUGGUAUUCAUUGUUCGUGGAAGGAGGGAGCUCGAUUGCGCCAAUCGUCUUGGGAGGCCAUUUAGCUUCGGGGUUUGGCUAUGCAUCAUAUUACUCCUCCUGAGUGGGACCUUUCUGAUUCAAAGCUUGCGAAUGUUGAAGAAGCCACAUAGACUUCGAAUAGUGGGUGAAGAUAACGAUGGCCCAUUGUUAAACUUUUUAUCCGCCUUCUUGGGCUAUCCGGUGACAGCAGCCCCCGCAGGGUAUUUGGCAAGAUAUCUUCUGAUACUCUGGCUCGUGAUGACUCUGGUCAUCCGAAGUGCCUAUCAGGGUUCUCUCUACGACUCCAUUCGAAUUGACCGAUACGACAAAAUUCCCCAUAAGUACGAGGACCUUUUCAGGCAAAAAUAUAAAUUCAUCAUCACAAGAGCUUACCUUGGUCUUGGUAUUUUCAGCCGCAACGAAACAAUAAUCGUGGAUCAACCACAUAGCGAAAGGUUGAAAUUGUUGGCUCAACUUGAUGGCAAAUACGCAACUGUUGCAUUACAGGAUCAUGUUAUCAGCUAUUUGGAGUCGAAUUUCCGGAAAGGCUCGGAUCUAAGAAUUAUCAAUGAGCAGAUCUACCAAUUUCAGACGGCAAUGUUUUUUCAAAAACAUUCAAUCUAUGCAACGCCGAUCAACGCCAAUUUAAAUCAUUACAAUUUUGCUGGAAUUAUGAGACACAUUGUGAGGAAUAAUGUUAAGGAUUGGAAAAUUUUCAGGGACAGCAUGAAGGGAGGUCCUUUAAGAGCAUUGAAUAAUGAUAGAAUAUGGAGUUUGUAUAAGAUAUUUGUGCGGUUGAUGAUUUUCACGAUGGGAGUUUUCCUAUUGGAAAUGGUGUCAGUUUAUUCGGAAAAAGUGAGGAAAGCUUUGAAUUGGUUGCAUUAA